ACACACACACAUACACAUUCUGAAAGAAUAUUCGAUAUGAUUUCCUUUUUGUACUGUAAAGAAUACUAUCAUAAAAUGUGUUAUUUAACAUCUUGCCACCGCCCGCUCAAUAUAAACAAAGACUUUAUUUACAUUCUUUGCGCCUGCCACUCGCCAAUCGCCAGUGUUGCGUCAGGCCAGUAGCUAAAGAUGUGUUUAGGGAUCUUGUGCAAAUAGCAUUCUCGAGCGUCUUGUUACGUUAGGCUGUGACGCACACACCCUCGACGCUUCCAGAAGUUCGGAAGUUGUGGUCACCGUGAUGACACACCAAGAUAAUGACAAGCACGUCACUGUAGUGAGAAAUGCAACUGACUUACAACGCCUGAAAUUAGAAAAAUUGAUGAAAAAUCCAGAAAAGCCUGCCUUUAUUCCAGAUCGUCCAAAAGACAAGAGGUUUUCAGAUCCAGCUGAGUUUGUACGGAAUGUCAUGGGAUCAAGUGCAGGUGCUGGCAGUGGUGAAUUUCAUGUCUAUCGACACAUAAGACGAAGGGAAUAUGCUCGCCAGGAAUUCCUACAGAAUUGCAAAGAAAAGGAGGAUUUGGAUGAAGAAUAUCACAUUAGACUGGAAAAUAAUAGAAGAGCUGUGGAAGAAAAAGCAUCAAAGAAUAGAGCAAAAAGGCAAAGAAAAAAGGAAAGACAGAAAGUCAAAAGACAGAAGAAAAAUGUUCAUGAAAAAACAGAAAGUUCCUCAUCAGAGAGCAGUGAGGAAGAAGAGCCUAAGGUUCCAGAUGAGGGAAAUAAGAUCAAAACACCAACUACCAUGUGUCACAAGGAAGCAGACCGGACUUUAUGAUCAUUCAAUUACACACAAAAAGAAAAAAAAUCCAUAUUGUGAAGGAACUGAAAAAAGAAUGCUGAACAAUUUGUUUAAAAUAAACGAUGUGGAGUAAA
Molecule: messenger RNA, 930 nt
Organism: Scylla paramamosain (green mud crab)
Lineage: Eukaryota; Metazoa; Arthropoda; Malacostraca; Decapoda; Portunidae
Product: PRKR-interacting protein 1 homolog
Exons: 3
Coding region: 299-832 (177 amino acids)
Biological process (GO): negative regulation of protein kinase activity
Cellular component (GO): nucleolus
Molecular function (GO): protein kinase binding; double-stranded RNA binding; protein kinase inhibitor activity
Source: RefSeq, a predicted model, not a curated record